Aspergillus caelatus is the source of this 985-nucleotide messenger RNA. Its product is annotated as C2H2 type zinc finger domain protein. The transcript is spliced from 3 exons. The record is from RefSeq and is a predicted model, not a curated record. Bases 206 to 937 code for a protein of 243 amino acids. Lineage: Eukaryota; Fungi; Ascomycota; Eurotiomycetes; Eurotiales; Aspergillaceae.
CCUCUUCCUUCUUGUGGGUUGGUUCAAGAAAUCACCCGAGCCUUGAUUUAAACCCAUAAUAAUUCCAAUACCAACUUCGACGGAGAUUUUUCGCAGAGUCAGCGAGAACACCUCAUACAUAGGUACCCAAUGAACCUUGCAGGAGACGCUUGCAUAACAUCCACCCAACCAGACGAGUGAACUAUAAGAGCAAUAGACAGCCAGGAUGUCCAAGCGCUCCCGGAGCAUCUCUAGAUCCUCCUCCGUUGGCCAACUUCCAGAGACCGGUUCAAAGCCCUCAUCGCCAUCAUUUUCCAUCACUUCUGUUGAACAAUCCAAAAAGCAUAUAUCUGACAGCGUCAAUUCUGGGACAGAAGUAAUGCAUUGCUCACUGCCGCCGCAUCGGGAGACGCUCUCGUUCCCCUCAUAUGAUGAUUACGAAGUUCAUUAUAAACAAAUGCAUGUUAACAGAUGCACAGCGUGUGGAAAGAACUUCCCCACUGACCGGUUCUUGAAUCUACAUAUCGAGGAGAACCAUGAUCCUCUGAUUGCCGCGAAAAGGGACCGGGGAGAAAAGACUUAUGGGUGUUUUAUUGAAGAUUGCGAGCGGAAAUGCUCCACGCCCCAGAAACGCAGGAUGCACUUGAUAGAUAAACAUAUGUUUCCUAAGACCUACAAUUUUUAUAUAGUGAACGAUGGUAUAGAUAAGCAGACAUCUAUGCUACGGCUAGUGAACUCGCAUAGGCGUCGAAUUUCGGCAAGUCCAACUUCCCCGCAGGAAGGUCGGCUUAGACACCGACAAAGCUCUCUAUCUCACACUAAACCGGUUCCUGGACAGGACAUAGCCCCUCAGCCACAAACGGGUGAUUUGGAAAUAGCCCAACUCGAGAGGUCUAUGUCUUCUUUGCGAUUUGUCCCAGCGAGCGUUACAAGGGGCCAUGGUAGACGAUUUACCUGACCAGAGAGGAUCAUAUAACGAAGCAACGAAUUACUGAUGGUCACAAUA